ACCAGUCGCGCAUCUUCACAGUGGGGAUUCGAGGCCAAUACGAGAGCGCUUUUCUUCGAGUAACGACAUUUUCUUCAACUGCGCCUCCGUGGGCUCGGAUGCCUGGAGGCGAUCAAGUAGCGAAUUUCCCUCCUCGGCCAUGUUGAUGAUGAACAGCAAACAACGGCUGGAUAAAAGGAUAGAAAAGGGUAAUAGAAGCUGUGUGAGAGUGAAUCGGGAGCAAUUAUAUGGAAAUCCCGAUGAAAAGUUGGGGGUAGAAGAUGAUUGAAAGAACAGGGGGGAGAAGUAAUGAAAAGAAGCAGAAGACGCGAUCAGAAAAUUUUGAAUUCUUCAAAAACUUUACUCCGCGCAGACCAUCGCAAUUGCGCUCCCGUCUGGACUCGGCGUCUCAAGUCCAGUCAGGUGUUCACACUAACGCUCUCCGGCACACGAACAUCCCCCCUGGACCAAUCAGGAGCUGCGAGUCGGCCUCGGGUGCGGUUCACAUUAUGAUGCCAAAUCCUUGUACCUUUAUUCACUAGGUCCAUGGAUUUUUUUUUCCCUCCCCUUCCGGCGCAAUUUGCAACAUGACGAUCAUGACUCGUCGUGCCCGAAGCUCUCCCGUUGCAGCCAC
Messenger RNA from Aspergillus alliaceus, 613 nucleotides. RefSeq lists its product as uncharacterized. The transcript has 2 exons. The coding region runs from base 261 to 521 and encodes 86 amino acids. NCBI's taxonomy places the organism in Eukaryota, Fungi, Ascomycota, Eurotiomycetes, Eurotiales, Aspergillaceae. The record is from RefSeq and is a predicted model, not a curated record.